Messenger RNA from Alternaria atra, 1086 nucleotides. RefSeq lists its product as uncharacterized. Gene Ontology annotation, biological process: regulation of transcription by RNA polymerase II. The record is from RefSeq and is a predicted model, not a curated record. Gene Ontology annotation, molecular function: RNA polymerase II cis-regulatory region sequence-specific DNA binding; DNA-binding transcription factor activity, RNA polymerase II-specific. Lineage: Eukaryota; Fungi; Ascomycota; Dothideomycetes; Pleosporales; Pleosporaceae. The transcript is spliced from 2 exons. The coding region runs from base 1 to 1086 and encodes 361 amino acids. Gene Ontology annotation, cellular component: nucleus.
AUGUAUUCGUACGCGGACCAGCCUACGCCACCCUUCAACUCGCCCUACCAACAACACACAUCACGGACAGGCUCCCUACUUGAAUCGCCCUAUCCUUCACCGGGCCGACAGGAGUCGCGACCCAACUACACACACGGUCUUGGUCUAUAUGAAGUACAGUCAUUGCAAAACGGCCUGCCCCCAUCACCUCAACCAUCGGAAAGCUGGGGCGGUCACUAUUCGAACGGUACUUCCACAGAGCCUACUGCAGACCCAUAUCUCUCAGGAGCUUUCGAUCAUCCAGUCUCUCGUUCGCCAGUGCCUUGGAGUUCCGCUCAACCCUCACCUCCUACAUCUCCACCCCUAUACAGUUCGCGCGCCAUGUCUGCCGCCUAUUCGCAUGAUGGAUCGGAGUCUGCGGCUUACCCUGAUGUAAAGAUGGAGGCCCCGUCAUGGAACUCGACAGUUCAUAUUGGAUACGGUACAGAAGCGCCAGUCGCAAUGGGUGGCCCUUCUUCGUCGAGGCAGCCGCCACUUACUGUAGCUCCGGAGCGGCUCAGCUCGAACAUGUACCCGUACGAGACUGCAUACCCAUCGCCUGCCAUGCCCAGAUACGAGCCUGCGUCAGCGUACAAUUAUGACGACCAUACCUACGAAAGGGCACCGUCAGUGGCCAGCGGUAGCAGCCCACAAACCCGAACCACACGAACCACCCGAUCUACCAACACAAUGUCGUUGGCAAACCGCAGACGUGCCCGCAACCGCAGACACACUGAUCCUGCCCUUGCUGCAUUUCACUGCGAACUUUGCCCCGACAGAGGUUUUGCAAGGAGGUACAACCUUAACCAGCACAUGCUCACGCAUGACUCGUACCGCAAAAGGGCGAAUGUCUGCCCCCAUCCUGAGUGUGGGAAACAGUUCGUGCGCAAGACAGAUCUAGCCCGACACGACCAGAGCGUGCAUUCGGAUAUCAGACCACACAAGUGUUCCAAGUGCGCCUCUGCCUUUCCUCGCAAAGACACGCUCCAUAGACACGAAAUGGAUGGGUGCCCUCGCCGCAACGAGGUGUCGCCGGAAGACACAUGCUAUGGGCUUUCGAAACUCUGA